Acanthaster planci (crown-of-thorns starfish) is the source of this 3901-nucleotide messenger RNA. Its product is annotated as protein dawdle-like. Gene Ontology annotation, molecular function: cytokine activity; growth factor activity. Gene Ontology annotation, cellular component: extracellular region. The record is from RefSeq and is a predicted model, not a curated record. Lineage: Eukaryota; Metazoa; Echinodermata; Asteroidea; Valvatida; Acanthasteridae.
CUAACGUAUCCUAUUUUGGUUUUAUCCACCUGUACAUGUGCACGUUUUACAAAUUCAGUCAGAGCGGAGCAUUGCUGUUGUUCUUUAUUGUGGAACCUAAAUGUAAAAUACAGCAUCGUAUAAAAUAAAGAAUUCUUGAGGGUGGCAUAACGUUAGUUGGGGAUUUUUAACACGUAGCAAAGAGGUAAAUUUAUUCGUCGUGCUGUGGAAUAUUGUGCAAAAGUUCCGGCCAAUAUCCGACCUGAGAAUUAUUAUUUGAUAGUCAUACCGAUGUACAUGUACAUAUACUAUCAUGAGGCAAGGCCACUUGUGUUUGGAAAUGGGUAGGUCUUUUAGGUAUUUACUGGUUCAAUUUUUAAAAUGUACUCUUAUUGAUUUUUGUGGUAUUCCAUUUAAUAGGUGUAUACAUGCUGUAUGUAUCUACUGUAUGUACAAAUGUUCUUACUUUAUAUGGGCCACUUGCAUAUGGUACCGUACCGUAGGCUUACAUACACACGUAAUUACAUGCACGCGUGAAGGAAAUCUUACGCAUACGUCAUCAGUACAUAAUGAGAACUCAACUCCGAAACCCUUCUUACAAUGGUACACUCCUGUGAGUAAGUACAUACACGCGUAAAGAAAAUCUUACUCUAGAGAAAAAUGUAUUAGCUAAUACGUUAGCUACGUAAGCUUGUAUCAAAUUCAAAACCCUACUUAAAAUGGAACCUUCCUGUAUUUUCAAAAUGCCACCAAAGCCCCUCCUUAAAUUACCUACACCCCCGCGGAAAAUGGAAUAUUCCCAUUCCUCAUUUUAAGCUAAUGAGGGUGACGCGGGGCCAAAUCUGGCCUUCUGAUUGUUCGAGAGGCCGCAAAAUAUCCUGGUUAGACCCUGGGUACUACUCAUGUGGGAGGAAUGAUUUCUGAAAGGUCAAAAGGUCAUCUUUGUGUUCCUCCAAGUAUAGCUCUAUGCUUGUACGGAGCGUUACACGGCACAUUGUCCAAGGUGCCACUUCAAUACGGGAAGGCUACGGGUGCGCAUAACGUCAGUGACUUGAAAAGUGUGUGUGUGGGGGGGGAGGUAUUCUAUUUGUAAUUCCCAAGUCAAAAAAGGGGGGGGGGUAUAUCCCCCACCCUUGGGAUCUCCGCCCAUGUUGUCACCUUCUUUUGAUGGGGAAGGGUAAAUUCGUUCUCCUAUGGCUGGAAAAAUGGGCUAUCGAUUCAGGAACAAUAGUGCCCCGGACUCAAAACCUAGACACGCCACCGUCCCCUUCCUCCUUUUAUUAAUAUCUGAUAUUUUAAAAACAUUAAUUACCAAGCUUACACAACUGAGAACAGGCAACCACCAGCAAUACGUCCUUCCGUGUCAUUUUACAGGUUUUCCCAGUGGAUUUGAUAUUUUUGUCUAUGCAAUUUGAUUGAAUUCCAUGUCACUUUGUGUCGGACAACUGCAGGAACAGCCUUUAGCCCAUUAUCUGGGCUUAAGAAUUGUUUUUUUUUUGCCAUUAAACAACCUCGUUCCUAUAGUAUGGAGCAUUGUGGCCCCGUGGCUACCUUCUCUCACCCUGGAAUUAGAUCAUUUACAUGUCCAAAAUUCUUGGAUGCGUAUGUUAAUGAGGAAUAGUCUGGUGCCUGACCAUGCUUUCAAUAGCAUUCGAUUUACCAUGCGGUGCCCUACAUGAAAACAGCGUCAAUUCUCCGCGGUGUGUGUAUUCUGUCUCGGAGAGCGCGAAAGGGAAAGUGUUCAGAAGUGUAUUUAAACUCAAAGGCUGAAUUCGGGCGGCGUGUUCUCGUAUGUUCACGAACAGCUUGAUUUGUCGUUCUUGGGUCGGCCGCUCGAACGCCGGGAACGUACAAUUGGUCAUCGGUUGUGUGACAUCAUGGCUGGGGAGGGCCGAGGCACCUUGAACCCCCCUUGAGGUAAACGCUACUGAGCAAGCGGAGGCAAUCCGGAAUGAGCUGGGGCCAUUGCUAUUUCCCGCUGAUCAGCCUUGGUGUCACAUUUUAAUGCACGCUCAGAAAUUCCGCACUGCUGUCUUUAAAAGAAUGAUCCAAUUGGCCAGCACUAAGAAAGACCCUACAUCAUCCUUUGGCGUGGUUCUGUCGAAUUUGAUGGUCUGACCAGGCACAAGACCAAACCCACAACCGAAGAAUAACACCUCAACAACCGCAGCAAUAUUUAAUGACAGUUACCAUGGUGGUCGCACCUUUCACCAUGUUGUUGUUGCUGAUUACCUACAACACUUCUAUGGGAAGAUGUACAGCUCCUUCUGCCUUGCCAGGAGACAAAAACGCCUCCGCAGAGAACAACUUGUCUGGUUCCCAGCCUACACUCGUCGAAGACGAGCAUUCAAUCAUUUUUACACAAGGGACCUUCUCCCCUUCCAAUAGUCCUUCCCCCAGCAGUACAGACUCACCUAACCCCCGCCCCACGGAGAAUGUGAUCGACGGUUUGUCGGCAAGGGAGAGAGCGUUCCGUAUUGCUAUGUUGCGGAUGCAACUUCAGGAGAAACUCGGCCUGACAGAGCUGUCCCCGGCUUCAGACAAGCCGUAUCGAACCCUACCCCUGGCGAUCAAGAAGCGACUGAUGGACCACCAGCCACCCCAGCGAGACUUACCGAGAUAUGAACGACCAGCCAGCCAAAUUACCGAAGUCUUGUCAUACGCUGAAAAUUAUACCAACGAUUGCCCCGAGCCGGGAUUCUGCUUUCGGUUCCACCUUGUUAGGGAUAUCAUAGGUAAAACCGUCAAGUCCGUUCAUCUUUGGCUAUUUCUAACCUCGUCUGAAGACUUCAACCGAAGCCCCGCAAGGCGCUUGACAAUAUGGUUGCUCAAUGCAAAGGAUACCGGAAUCAAACGAGAAGAGUUGGCUACUAAGGUGAUGAGCAAACGAGAGGGUUGGUUUCAUCUUAAAUUACCACGGGAGAAGAAUGACUGGAGCUCCACAGAACACCGUCUUCAGCUGACAAACGCUGCUACGGACUUCUUCACCGACUCUUCCCAGGAACCCCUGCAGUUUCCUCCCGUGUCCCUAGCCAGAGAUGAGCUGCCAGUACUGGCUGUGGCUGUUGACCCAGACAAACAUCAUCAAAGACUACGGCGUCAAAGUCAGUGCCAAGGGGACUCAGACACCUGCUGCUUGCAGUAUUUCGAGGUGGACCUAAAACAAGUGAUGGAGGCGACAAUAUAUCGGCCGAGCACCAUUUUUGCCAACUUCUGCCGGGGCAGCUGCCUCCAAGUAAGUAACUUCGCGACAAGCCACGCGUACGUGAUGCGAAACCAGGCCCUGGCCGAGACGGAUGAUGAUCUUCGUCGAUACCUGUCGCCGUGCUGCGUGCCUGCCACAUAUGAGCCCCCGGUAUCUAUCCUGUAUCGCCUGACUGACGGUACAUUCAUCCAAAGGCUCGUGAGUGAAAUAUCGGCCCAGACCUGCGUUUGUAAAUAGUUAAAAGAUUUUUCCUAACCAAACCAAGCAAACUCACCAAUUCUGGUGUCCUUUGUGGCCAUUAAAACCAGAACAUAAUUAAUGUAUGUUGAUCACUUCGCUGGUUUCUAAUAGCAACAGAGCGGCUUCAUUUUAUGCGGAAAACAAACAGAAACAAAGCAAUUUUUUCCACCAUUUAUAGAAUUACAAUUUUUCCAUCAAAAUGAGCCUAUGAUCGAAUGUCCAUUGUAAUAAUUCAAGUUUACAAAAUUGCAACGUUUCUUUUUUUAGUAUAUAUUAUAAACCAAAAUUUAUGCUUGGGAUUAAAUAGUGUUUGAUGUUAAGACAGGGGUGGCAAAGUGAUUUCAGGUGAUGAUUUUGUCACAAAAUGUAACUUUUGACCAAAGACACAGACUAUUAAAAGUCAAAAACAACAGCAGCUCAACUUCCCCUACCGUCUUCUAAGAAAUAAAAGUGACAUUUCCUAGAUUGCAAUUGGAA